AUGCGUGGACACAUCUUUAAGACCACCAGCACAGGUGACCUCAACACAGGGACCUACCAGGGCCAGUGGGUCGGUGGCAUGCGCCAAGGCUAUGGUGUGCGGCAGAGUGUCCCCUACGGCAUGGCGGCCGUCAUCCGCUCGCCCCUGAGGACGUCCAUCAACUCUCUGCGCAGUGAGCACACCAAUGGCGCCGCGCUGCACCCGGACGCCUCCCCAGCGGUGGCCGGCUCCCCAGCCGUGUCCCGAGGGGGCUUCGUGCUCGUGGCCCACAGCGACUCUGAGAUCCUCAAGAGCAAGAAGAAGGGGCUGUUCCGGCGCUCGCUGCUGAGCGGGCUGAAGCUGCGCAAGUCCGAGUCCAAGAGCAGCCUGGCCAGCCAGCGCAGCAAGCAGAGCUCGUUCCGCAGCGAGGCGGGCAUGAGCACCGUCAGCUCCACGGCCAGCGACAUCCACUCCACCAUCAGCCUGGGCGAGGGCGAGGCCGAGCUGUCGGUCAUCGAGGACGACAUCGACGCCACCACCACCGAGACCUACGUGGGCGAAUGGAAGAAUGACAAGCGGGCAGGCUUCGGCGUGAGCCAGCGCUCUGACGGGCUCAAGUACGAGGGCGAGUGGGCCAGCAACCGGCGGCACGGCUACGGCUGCAUGACCUUCCCCGACGGCACCAAAGAGGAGGGCAAGUACAAGCAGAACAUCCUCGUGAGCGGCAAGCGCAAGAACCUCAUCCCGCUGCGUGCCAGCAAGAUCCGGGAGAAGGUGGACCGGGCUGUGGAAGCGGCUGAGCGGGCUGCCACCAUUGCCAAGCAGAAGGCGGAGAUUGCAGCCUCCAGGACCUCCCACUCCCGGGCCAAGGCCGAGGCAGCCCUCACUGCGGCCCAGAAGGCCCAGGAGGAAGCACGGAUCGCCAGGAUCACUGCCAAAGAGUUCUCACCUUCCUUCCAGCACAGGGAAAACGGGCUCGAGUACCAGCGGCCGAAGCGGCAGGCUUCCAGCGACGACAUCGAGGUGAUCUCCAUGGGGACGCCCCUGCAGCAGGAGAGCCCGGAGCUGUACCGCAAGGGCACCACCCCCUCGGACCUGACCCCCGAUGACAGCCCCCUGCAGAGCUUCCCUGCCAGCCCCUCGGCCACCCCCCCACCAGCCCCUGCCUCCAGGAACAAGGUCGCCCACUUCUCGCGACAGGUGUCGGUGGACGAGGAGCGGGGCGGGGACAUCCAGAUGCUCCUGGAGGGCAGAGGAGGGGACUACGGCCGCCACAGCUGGGGCGAGGAGAAGGCCGGGGCCUCCAGGGGCGUCCGCAGCGGAACCCUCCGCAGUGGCCAGCCCGCGGAGGACUUCCGCACCCGGGGCUCGGGCCACAAGCAGCCCGGGAACCCCAAGCCCCGGGAGCGGCGGACGGAGUCGCCCCCUGCCUUCUGGACUUCCCACCCUCGGGCCAGCAACCCCAGCUCAGGGGGCGCCAAGCUGCUGGAGCUGGACGAGGAAAAGCUGAGCAACUAUGAGAUGGAAAUGAAGCCCCUGCUGAGGGUGGACUCCCACGGGCAGGAGGCCUACCCCCAGAAGAGACGCUACAGUAGGGGGGCUGCCUGCCGGGACCUGGGCGAGGACCGGGGCUCUGGGGCGCAGAGACUGAGAUUCAAGUCUCAGCACAGAGAGAACGUCCGGCCGGCCAUUAGCGCGGAGCCCGCGGUGCAGAGACUGGAGAACCUGCGGCUGGGCGACAGGGCCGAGCCCCGGCUGCUGCGCUGGGACCUGACCUUCUCCCCACCCCAGAAGUCCUCACCCGUAGCCCGGGAGUCCGACGAAAAGAACGAGGACGAGCUCAAGUCCAGCACGAUGAGUGGCUCAGCUCCCAUCCUGGUAGCCAUGGUGAUCUUGCUAAACAUCGGAGUCGCCAUUUUGUUUAUUAACUUUUUCAUCUGAUGAAAUUGUCACAUUAGCAAAAAUACCAGUUGGUGUACAAAAGGGGGACGUUAAAAGCAAAACAACAAAAAGGAAAGGAUCAUAACUCGGACAGCCCACAGCUACUUCCGAGUUUCUUCACAGAACAACACGAUUGGGUAUUACUCACAGUUUGCCUUUUUUUCUGGGUAAUGUUUUUUGGAUUUUAGCCAAAAUUCUUUGCUUGUAUAACACUAUGCUGUGUGGCAUGGCAGAAGGAGGCCAGCACGCCGAUCCUCCAGCUUGAAGUGGAAAGAAAAGGGAUCCCAGCAAAUCAGCGGCAAAAACAAUAAAAUCGUCACCAUCGUCAUCACACUCCCUCCAGGGACGUGGGAAAGGAGGCAGCCUAGGAGGACCCCUGAGUGUCCAGCUGUGGCCGCGGGGGGAGCAGCGGCCGGGAGGUGUGAGGCAGGGAGUCAGCUCACUCUGCUUCUCCUCCCUGUCCUGGAAUCGGGGGGUCAGUGUGGGCGAGGCGCGGGGAAGAGGGUGUCCCAUCCUGGCUGGCAGCAGCCUGGGCUUUUUCUGUUUUAAAUCUGUGCUGCAGAGUUAAGGAAGCAGAGGUCUGUCCUCUCUUCUCUUCCCCAAAAAACAGACCCCUGGUCUUGGCACUGCCCCACGGCUUUCCUUGCAAGGCCAGGUCCCACCCAAGUCUCACAGCGACAUCCUCAUUUCCCUGCUGUCCCUCUCUCUUCCCCAUCCUCCCACCAGACCCAGGGCAGCCAGGCUGCAGAUGUCCAGAGCCUGCAGAGGCAC
Myotis lucifugus (little brown bat) is the source of this 2691-nucleotide messenger RNA. RefSeq names its product junctophilin 3 (gene JPH3). Gene Ontology annotation, cellular component: endoplasmic reticulum membrane; plasma membrane; junctional membrane complex. NCBI's taxonomy places the organism in Eukaryota, Metazoa, Chordata, Mammalia, Chiroptera, Vespertilionidae. Gene Ontology annotation, biological process: regulation of synaptic plasticity. The record is from RefSeq and is a predicted model, not a curated record.